Echinops telfairi (small Madagascar hedgehog) is the source of this 2386-nucleotide messenger RNA. Its product is annotated as protein tyrosine phosphatase type IVA 1-like. The transcript is spliced from 2 exons. Gene Ontology annotation, molecular function: protein tyrosine phosphatase activity. Gene Ontology annotation, cellular component: nucleus. Bases 772 to 1275 code for a protein of 167 amino acids. The record is from RefSeq and is a predicted model, not a curated record. NCBI's taxonomy places the organism in Eukaryota, Metazoa, Chordata, Mammalia, Afrosoricida, Tenrecidae. Gene Ontology annotation, biological process: protein dephosphorylation; positive regulation of cell migration.
UGGGGAGUUCAAUACCAGGUCGGACGGGUGUCUCAGGACCACAGUCUAAGGAGGUCCACCGAUCUCUGUCAGAGCAGAAGAAGUGAAACGGGCAUCAUCAGCUAAUGUGAUUGCACAUUGUGUGGGGAAGAGCUGCAGACCAAUUAAUGAACUGUUUGCACAGAAAUCAACAGCGCUAGCCCUUCUGACUCCAGACUCUACUUUGUGCCUGCCCUCAACUCCACCACCCCAGCCACUCGGGAGGUCUUUCUUUUGCUCUCGGACAUUGAGAAAACAAGGGAGGGGUGUGUGACGCUGGCUCAGGUGCUGCCGACCGGUUCUUCGAAAGGCUUUGGGUGGUACAUCCAGCCAGGGGGUUGUUACUUCAGUGGAAUCAGCUGUCUGGUUUAGCCACAACUGCCAAAGGGUACGAAUACCAGGGGGGGUUAGAAACCCAGAGGCUUGCAAGAGGUAGUAGGAAUUUCUACCAGGCAUAACCUAACAAAUAAUUCCAAACAAACACUAGAAAGUCGUUAGGACACAAAAGGUUCGAAUCAGAAAGAAUAAUCUAGCUAGUCAUUGGACUCCUGAACUGACACUGUGGGAACAUUGACAAGAGGUCUGAGCUGGGUCAGGUAAAAGUGACUGUAUUAUAUUACUGGAUUGAAACGCUGGCAGUUUGGGUUUGCAAGUUCAUUUAGCUUCUUCUGACUCCCUUUGAAGGGACCUAUUUCAGGAGUCAACGUCGGUUCCUUUAAAUCCUUUCUGAAUUCCAUAUUAAUACACUUCAAUAUGGCUGCAAGUAACCAUUUUAUUCCUGUGGAAAUCACCUACAAAAAUAUGAGGUUUCUUAUGGGCCAAAAUCCAAGCCAUGCCUUCUUUGACAGGUUCAUAGAGGAGCUUAAGAAGAAUGGAGUUACCACCCUAGUUAGGGUUUGUGAAGCGACAUACAACUCCGCUAUGCUGGAGAGAGAAGGCAUUCAGGUUCUGGAUUGGCUCUUUGAUGAUGGUGCAGCACCACCCAGCCAGAUUGUUGAGCAAUGGUUACAUCUCGUCAAAAUGAAUUUCCAUGAAAAUCCUGAGAGUUGUAUUGCCGUGCACUGCGGGACAGGUCUCGGGCGAGCCCCGGUGCUGGUUGCCAUAGCCUUGAUGGAAAAGGGAAUGAAAUGCGAGAAGGCCGUGCAGUUCAUAAGGCAAAAGCGACGUGGAGCUUUUAACAGUAAGCAGCUUUUGUAUUUGGAGAAUUAUCAGCCUAAAAAGUGUGUGCGCUUUAGAAACAGCUGUUUCUUUCCGUAGAAGGCAGAGAUGCCUGACUGCUAUCGCUUGAGAAAUGAAAGCUGGAACAUGACCUAAUUCUUCUACAUUGUAGCCAAUAUUCAAAGUUGCUCAAAAUGAAUGCUAAUGGGAGCGCUGAGAAGCACAUUUAAUAGCCCACCCACGCUUGCCAAACUGAGUGUCAUCCUUUAACUUUCUUGUGACACUAUGUGAAAGAUCCUGACUUUUCAAUAGCAGCAAGUGUUUUCCCUUUUAUCAAUAGUAGCCUACAAAUACAUAAGAAAGUUAGAGAAAUUGGGUGUGGAAAUCCCCAGCUCAAUACCAAUAUGUGUUUAGCGUAAUAUAGACCUUAGGUGGCUUUUUCCUUGUCAUAUCAAUCAUUGAGAACAGGGACUAUAUGAACACCUGUUCACUUCAUGUGUAUAAUACCACAUAACAUUUAAACUAGUAUAUGGCAGGAUUUUCACAAUCAUUGAUUUUCCUGGAAUUGAAAAGUCUUAGGUGAUUAACUUGCUCCUCUGAAGGUCAUUUUUGCCUUAUAAAAAACCUUCCAGUUUGAAGAAUCACAAGCCUGGGACUGAUGGUUCAGUUGGACAGAAGAAGUUGUCUUUAAAGUUUUCAACAAAAAGAUGUUGCAGUUGAAGUUUGUGCUUUGGGGUGCAUCUUCAUGGAAAAGACUUGAGAAAAGAAAAGAAUGAAGGGGCUAUUAGCUAUUUCUAUUACAAUAUGUUUUUCUUUCUUAUAUGGGACAUACUUUCAUGAGCCUAUUGUUUUAAGUAAAGUUUUUUUGAUGUAGGUGUAGCUUUCUUAUGGUAGCUGAAAUAAUUCUUAGUAAUCAUUUUAAUGAAAAUGCUGUAAUGUUUUGUUCCGUACCCAUGAGAAGUUUAAAUGACUGUAAACUAAGUAAAUGUUAACUUAGUUCUGAUAUGAUGAACAGAUGGUAAACAACUUUUAAUAAGGUUAUAGGGAUAAGAAUAAUGUUUUUGAAAUACUUGUAAAUAUGAAUAAUUGCAAUACCUUAUAAAGCAAGUUUCAAAUAUUUCUAUCACAUUAGGGAAGUUCAUGAGGCAUUUUCUAAUGCAUAAGUACAUGUGUAUUUGCUUUAAUGAAAAAUAAAAGUCUCAUUAAACAA